Hibiscus syriacus is the source of this 1421-nucleotide messenger RNA. RefSeq names its product THUMP domain-containing protein 1 homolog. The transcript is spliced from 7 exons. Lineage: Eukaryota; Viridiplantae; Streptophyta; Magnoliopsida; Malvales; Malvaceae. Gene Ontology annotation, molecular function: RNA binding. Gene Ontology annotation, biological process: tRNA modification. The coding region runs from base 71 to 1273 and encodes 400 amino acids. The record is from RefSeq and is a predicted model, not a curated record.
UUAUUCGAACAAAACUGAGAACUACAAUCAAACCCUCGAGUCGGAAGUACGAAAACACUUGAAAGCUUCAAUGGCUACCGAAAACAAAGCAAAAGGCAACACUGUGACAGCCAAAGGCAAGAAGAGGAAGCAGUAUCUUCCCUACAAUAAAGCAGUUAAAAAGAAAGGGGCAUACCCAUUAAGGCCUGGCAUUCAAGGUUUCUUUAUCACUUGUGACGGUGGCAGAGAACGACAAGCUGCUCAUGAAGCUAUCAAUGUUAUUGAUUCUUUUUUUGAAGAGCUAGUCAAUGGAAAGGAUUUUGGAGAGGAACCUGCAUUGUUACCGAAUAAGCCUCUAAAUAAAAAGAUUACAUUCUCAUAUAGUGAUGAUGAAGGCGAUGAUGAAGAGGAGGGUGACGGUGAUGAAGGAGAGGAGGAAGGGCAAGAGGAAGUUAUUAAAUUAGAUGCUAGUAGAGAAAAUGAUGCUAGUGAAGAUUGUUUAACCAAUAAGGAUUUGGAUCAUCCAAAUUCAGAUGAUGUGUGCCAUGGAAAGAUAGCAGAAGAGACUAGUGAUGCACAGAAGGAGGGGGCAAAUAUUGAAAAUCAAGUAGAGAAGUUGGAGGAGCCACCAGAAAAGAAACAAUGCCAUGAAACAGAUACAUCAAAUCAAGUAGAUAAGUCGGAGGAGCUUCCAGCAAAGAAACAAUGCCUUGAAACUGAUAAAUCAAAGAGUGCAACCAGUGAGAAAGAUAAAUCUAUUGAUAAGCUUAUUGAAGCUGAACUCAACGAGCUUGGAGAUAAGAGUAAGAGGCUGUUCUUCAACCUUGAUUCAGGCUGUAAUGGUGUUAUCUUUGUUCAAAUGCGGAAGAGAGAUGGAAUUCCUGGCCCCAAAGAUAUCGCUCAGUAUAUGAUGACGUCUGCUGCAUCAACAAGGAAGCACAUGUCGAGGUUCAUUUUAAGAGUCUUACCUAUUGAAGUAGCAUGCUAUUCUUCAGAAGAGGAAAUUACAAGAGCAAUGAAACCUCUCAUUGAGCAGUAUUUUCCAGUGGAGACACAGAAUCCUAGGAAGUUCGCUGUACUAUACGAGGCGCGUGCAAACUCUGGUGUUGACAGAAUGAAAAUCAUAAAUUCGGUUGCAAAGUCUGUACCUGCGCCGCACAAAGUUGAUCUUAGCAAUCCUGACACCACUAUUAUAGUUGAAAUUGUGAAGACAAUCUGCUUGAUUGGGGUUGUUGAGAAGUACAAGGAGUUGGCAAAAUAUAACCUGAGGCAACUUACAUCACCAAAGCAAUAGAGAAUAGAGAUGCUGGUUCCGUUGAUGGAGCUUCAAGCAGCACUUUAGAAAACACCUGUUAGCUAGCUUUUCUGGCUUUUGUCAAAUUUUUGAAGGAAAAUUCAUACAAGUAAUGUAGGUGUCUUUUAUUAAAAAUAAGUGGGUUUUG